UUGUCAUACAUGGCCUUUAUACAAUCCAUUCUUUACGGGUAUAAUUUUCUAAAAAUAGAUGUAAUAAUAUACGGGUAGUCUUUUAGUGUGGUACUUAGCGAACAAAAUGGAGGGAAGAUUAUUGUUUGGCAUUAUCUUGUGUAUUAGUUUUACAGGUAUAUUUGCUGGGGAGUGGUGCACUGACUACAACACUGACAGCAGUGAUUGGUGGGACCAUGAUGCCAACACAAUCUGGUGUGAGGAAGGUUGUUGUGGCGAUGGCUGGGACCAGCACUGUUGUAUCAGUGGUGAAGCUGCCAUGAUAAUUGGCAUCGUGAUAGGGUCGAUAGCCCUUGUAGCAAUAAUUGUUUCAGUGUUGGUAGCAGUAUUCUGUUGCUGCCGGAAGUCUAGAGGGCGUGCUGGACAGGUGUGUCAGCCUAAUGGAGCACAGACAACCACAGUUCAAAUGCAAGGUAUGUCAGCGACGAAUAUGGCUUAUGGGCAAGUGGGAUAUAAUGGUGCAGUCAACUAUCCAGUUGUUACUACUUCAAACAUGGCACCUUCUACAGUACAGCAAUGGCAGCCGCCAUCCUAUGAUCAGGUCUAUCCGAACAAAGAACAGUCAUUAACCCAUUGAGAGGCGAAGAGUUAAUGAAACAUUGUUUCAUGCAAAUGAAGUUUCGUUACUUUUUACAUUUCGUUCUUUUAAAUUGAUAGACUUUCGUUCUUUCAAAAGAUAUUCUUUUGAUCCAGUUACACUGUUACAGUUACGUAAGAGAAUGAUCCCCGCAAUGGUAAAUAACGAAAGACGUGUUGUUUUAAACACAGCUUCGCCUCUCGAUUCGUAUCUUUCCCUUAUCACAAGAUACUAACUGAAAGAUAUUGAUAGCUACAACUCCUUCAGCAUCUUGUCCUUCUCUUGUUUCUUGUUGUGCUUUGCUAAGGUUUGUGUUAAAAAUCAUUUUUUUAUUUCGCAGUUUUUACUUGAGAAACCAUGUAUGAUGAAAACCUGAGUGUCAUAUGUGCCUACCUUUUUAUAUAUUAAUGCAUCUUAAGUAUCAUACUUUCAAUUAUAAACGUGUGGAUGUACAUUUAAUUGUUGUUAGUUUUUUGUUUAUAAUUAUGCAUAAUAUGUGUUAUGCAACACAGUAUCUUACAAUAACUUUUUAAGAAGUACGUUUAUUUUUAAAACCAUUUAUUACUUAUAUUUUACAGGAUGAAAAUCGUAUUUUGCAAUAUUCGAAACGACGAUAUCUAUUAAAAGUGUUAGUAUUACUGCUAUGGAAACUAUAUCCAUAUUGUGGAAGGAGCAAGAUCUGAACAUGCAUGUGUAGUUUAUAUUUUCAUUCAUUGUACAUUUUCGUUGCAAAUAAAUUGCAAUCAUUA
Molecule: messenger RNA, 1365 nt
Organism: Mercenaria mercenaria
Lineage: Eukaryota; Metazoa; Mollusca; Bivalvia; Venerida; Veneridae
Exons: 4
Coding region: 107-616 (169 amino acids)
Source: RefSeq, a predicted model, not a curated record